GCCCCCCGCGGCUCGCCGAGGCUGCUAGGUGCCGCGGCCGGCCGCCAUUGUGCGCUGGGCGCCGCGCGCGGCCCCACCCGCGCAGGCGGCACUAGGCGAGCAGCCGCCCCGGGGCAGCGCCGGCAGCUCGCCGACCUCCGCCCCGCCCCGCCGGCCGCUGCAGCAGAGCCUGCGGGCGCAGGCGGCGCGAGGAUGGAGGGCGACCGGCUGGAGCCCUCUGUUACCAUAAAGAAUAUUGAAAGAGAGCUCAUCUGCCCAGCAUGCAAGGAACUAUUUACCCAUCCACUGAUCCUUCCCUGUCAGCACAGUAUUUGUCACAAAUGUGUAAAAGAAAUUCUCUUCACACUCGAAGACUCUUUCACCGAUGGAGGCUCUGAAUCCUCUAAUCAGAGUAGCCCUCGAAUUCGAAUCCAUUCUCCUAGCAUGGAUAGAAUUGACAGGAUUAGUAGAUCAGGAUUUGCUGUCUAUACAGGCAGAAAACGCAAUUCACUGACUCCUAGAACAACUAUGUUUCCUUGUCCUGGCUGUCGGCAUGAUAUUGAUCUUGGAGAACGUGGCAUCAGUGGCUUAUUUCGAAACCUUACUUUGGAAACCAUUGUGGAAAGAUACAGGCAGGCAGCCAGGGCAGCCACAGCUAUUAUGUGCGAUUUCUGCAAACCUCCAGCUCAAGAAUCCACAAAGAGCUGCAUGGACUGCAGUGCAAGCUAUUGCAAUGAAUGUUUCAAAGUAUACCAUCCUUGGGGAACUGUAAAAGCCCAGCAUGAGUAUGUAGGACCAACCACCAACUUCAGACCCAAGAUUUUGAUGUGCCCAGAACAUGAAAUGGAGAGGGUAAACAUGUACUGUGAAAUUUGCAGAAGGCCUGUUUGUCAUCUUUGUAAACUGGGUGGAUCUCAUGCAAACCAUAGAGUAACAACUAUGAGCACUGCCUACAAAACCCUUAAGGAGAAGCUUUCAAAAGAUAUAGAAUACCUCAUCAGUAAGGAGAGCCAGGUAAAAAGUCAAAUCUCUCAGCUGGGUCUCCUGAUGAAGGAAACAGAGUGCAAUGGUGAGAGAGCUAAAGAAGAAGCAUCUCAGAAUUUUGAGAAACUAUUUGAUGUUCUGCAAGAGAAGAGAUCAGUAGCUCUCAGGGCAAUAGAAGCAUCUAAGAAUUUAAGGCUGGAGAAACUACAAACCCAAAUAGAAGAAUAUCAAGGUCUUCUGGAAAAUAACGGCCUUGUAGGAUAUGCUCAAGAAGUGCUCAAAGAAACUGAUCAGUCUUGUUUUGUCCAAACAGCAAAACAACUUCAUGUCAGAAUCCAGAAGGCUACUGAAUCUCUAAAGAGCUUCAGGCCAGCAGCUGAAACUUCUUUUCAAGACUUUGUGGUGGACGUAGCGAAGCAAGAAGAGGUCCUUGGUGACUUGUCCUUCUAUUCCAGUGGUCUAGGUGUACCAGAAAUCAAUGAAGAAAAAAGCAAAAUGUACAACAAGGCUGUGAUCAGUUGGGAAUGUCCUGGGAAAGCAGAUUCAGCUGAUAUCUAUGUCCUUGAGUAUCGGAAGCUUAAUAAAGACGAGGAGAGUGUGACGUGGCAGGAGAUCGAAGUUUGCAGCAAGAGCAAAGUAAUAUCUGAUCUUGAUAACAACAGUAGCUAUGCCUUUAGAGUUCGAGGAUAUAAAGGGUCCAUCUGCAGCCCUUGGAGCAGAGAAGUUAUCUUGCAUACACCUCCAGCUCCAGUUUUUAGUUUUCUUUUUGAUGACAAAUGUGGGUACAACAGCGAACAUCUCCUGCUGAACCCAAGAAGGAGCUCUGUGGAAAGCAGGGCUGGAUUUCCUCUGCUGCUAGGAGCUGAACGCAUACAGGUUGGAUGUUACACAACCCUGGAUUACAUCAUUGGCGACACUGGGAUUGCCAAAGGAAAGCAUUUCUGGGCUUUUCAUGUGGAAGCCCAUUCAUACCUGGUGAAAGUGGGAGUUGCUUCUAGCGCCAAGAUACAGGAAUGGCUUCAUAAUCCCCGUGAUGUGACCAGCCCAAGAUACGAACAAGACAGUGGUCAUGACAGUGGGAGUGAAGAUACCUGCUUUGAAUCAUCACAGCCUUUUACACUGGUCACUUUAGGCAUGAGAAGUUUCUUUAUCCCCAAGGCACCUGCUGCCCCAAAAGAUUCAGCGAGCAGAAUUCUUCCCAUGCCAUCGUGUAUCGGGGUCUGCCUUGACUAUGACAAAGGCAAGGUUGGCUUCUAUGAUGCAGAUCAUAUGAAAUGCCUUUAUGAGCGCCAGGUGGACUGCUCUGGUAUAAUGUAUCCGGCAUUUGCUUUAAUGGGUGGCUCAGGAAUUCAUCUUGAGGAAGCCAUCGCAGCAAACUACUUGGAGUACCAAGAUGACAUAUAAUACAGUGAUCUCUUCCCAUUGCUGUUUUGAGAUGGAAAAUGAGAAGUGUUCUGCCUUAGCGUUCAGUCCUAAUUAAUUACAUCAUAUUUAAGUGCUGCACAAAAGCGUUUGGGUCAUGUUUUUUUUAAACAAAUGGCCCAGUCGCUUCUACAAGUGGGAAACGUUCUUCCAGCAGCUCUCCUGCCUUUCUUGUGAUCUGUGCGAUGCUGUUCUCCGCAGACUUUCUUCCCAGGGGGAGGCGGUUGGGAAGAAGUUUGAUUAGCAACCAAAAUUUCUCCUCGGGGUGGAAAUCUGCCUUUUAAGUAAUUUAAAUCCUUACAUAGUUGGUUUUGCAUUAAUGGAGUCAAAGCUGCCAGUGUGUGAUUGCCAUUAUCCUUUAAGAAAUCUGCCUGAAUGCAUUUGAGUGGUCAAAUGCUUUCUGACUAAUCCAUGAGCACCACUAGGGUGGGCCUUUUAGUACUAAAUAACACUUGCACAAAUACAAAGCAGUGAGAAAUCAAAACUGCAGCUGAACGUUUAGGUUGUAUUUGGAAGGAGAAGGGUAAACUAAAAACUGAUCGUAUUUCAUGUAUCUUUAAUGUGACUAUAAGCUAAAACUCUAAUUCUGACACCUGGUGUAUAGUUGGUGGCAUAAUGGUAAUUUUUUUUGCUCUUCCAGGUUUUUAGUAUAGGCUACAUAAAAUAAAGAAAGUGCAAUUUGACCUUAAACAUCAGACUUCUAAGUGUGAAGUCUGAAUUAUUUGCAUGUAUGAGUAAUAGUACCUGGUAUGUGGGCAAAAGCAAAUGAGUUGUUGACACAAGUAAUGAAAUGCGAACUUUUAAAUUCAGGUAUUUCUCUUAAUACAUGUUUUAUAAGUUAACUUUGUACCUAAUAAAGGCUUGUUUUUAGUAAGAAUGUUAAAAAUGCACUGAUUAAGUUUUGAGACCCAAAUUUUGCCUUAAAGGGUGUCUCUGUUCAAAUUUCUGUUCCUCUCAUGUUAAAAACUGUAUUGGGUAGUAGUGUUUGCAUCUGUCUGGAAGGAAUCUGUGUAAAAAUCCAUUUGAGUACUUGCACUGUUAGCUUGCAUCGUGAAAAAUAUGGAUCUAAAGUGAAGGAUGUUUCUAACACAUACUCGGUGCUUUCUGAUUUUGGGGUAUAGUAGCCUAUCUUGAUGAAUGUGUGUGAAGUAUGCUCACUAAGUACAUGUAUACAGUUGUGGAAAUGGGACCUGAAAAUCAGUAUACGCUUAAAUGAAUGUAGGUCAUAAUGCAAAACCUGAGCUACGCUUUGCUGUGUGGACUGUCAUGCUGAUCAGAUCUAGAGUCUGCCUCUCCCAGUGUCCUCUCUCCUAAGCCUCCAUCCAGCGGCCACUGUUGGAAGAUAAGAAAGGGGCGAUGUGGAGGGGUUGUUCUCCUGCCACACACUCCCAGCCUCUGGUGACUGGCAGGAAAGUCACCUGCACCAAGGUGAGUGCGAUAGCCCUGUGGGGGCUAGGUAGGCUCAGCAAAGGCAACCUCUUGUGUGUGUCUUACCAUUAAUGCUCUUGCCUUACUAACACUGUGGGGCAUUAAGCUCCACAGCUUAAUCAUGUGAUUGUGUAAGAAAUACUUUGAUAGAUUUAGGCAGCAGUUUGAAAACAGGGGGUAUUUCUUGGGACUUAUCCUGCAGGGGAAAUGGCAAAUCGUUUGUCACUAGUCAUCCUUUAGGUUAUUUCUCUGUGUAGCAGAUGUUUAUCAUAGUCUUUCCUUCUCAUCACACCCUCCCCAUCUUUGUAUUUUCCAUAUCCAUAUUUCCUAUCUACCUAGUUGCUCAUGACAUGGAAGCUGCUCUGUGCUUGUGAGCAUCCUGUUGCCCCUCUUUGUCUUUUCUCACCUUUCAAGGCCGAGUAGAGCAGCACUCCAUACAGACACUCUGCUGCUGUGAAGGCUCACAAGGUUCUGGGUUUUGUUUUUUACCAUGGUUGUAAAAUUGUAUUUGCCUUUUUGGUUCAUAGUAAAUACCAGGCUGGUGUUUUCUGAGAUUCUUUUGCAAUGUUUUCUGCAUGAUCCUAAUGAUGAGUUCUAAACAAGCUAUGCACAUGCAGGGUUUCCCCACUCUGUGUGUUAUUUUGUAUUUAUUAAUGUUGAAUUUCAUCUGCCAGUUUGUCUAGUGACUUAGUCCUGAUGACCUCCUGCAGCUCUUCACAAUAAUUUCUAGACUGGAUUGUUCCUGAGUAAUUUUGUAGGUAACAGAAGUAUCUUUUUUGUUUGCUUCCUUUCCUAGAUCACUGAGGAGUACCUUGAAUAACUUAAAUUGUAGUGAGACCCAGCAGAUCUCCUUCCAUUGUUAAAAUUUAUUGUUCCUUCCAUUUUUGUUUUCUGUUCAAUGAACUAUUGAAAACGUCUAAAUUCUAGUACACUGUAUUGAUUAGAUCACUCAUUCUUUUGUGUGUGAGCUCAGUAAAGUCAAACAGAUCCAAGAGACAGGAUUCUCUCUUUAGUAGCUGUGUCUUUUCCCAUCACCAUUUGUCCAUUUAUCUACCAAAUCUAGUAUAAGCUUAAAGCUAUAGAUUUUGGAGGGUUUGACUUUCUGGUCCGUUGUUCCCAGAUCAAAUCUUUUUCUACAAAUGAGUAUCACAUAUGUCACUUUUGAUUCCUCUGUUUCAGUAACUGGUCUAAAUGGCACAUUUUAUGUCAUGGUUAGCAUUCCACACUUCUGCAUUGGGAUUCUUUGGAAACAUCUGGAUCAAUAUCGCUAGGAUGUAGCAGUUCAUAACUGUUUAUUUUAAAGAAAUCUUUAUAAACUGAACACUUUGUCUUAAAUACCGAGAGUCCCUCAGACUCAUUCCUUAUUUAAAAAAAAAUUAAAUUGUCCCAGUUUGAGAAUAGAGGUAAGGGAUGAAGAAUUCUUUUUUUUUUUCCCACUCUGGCCUUAUCUUACAUUCAUUUAAGAUGUGCUCAGCUAUGCAAUUACUUACUCUACUGGACAGAGACUGAUGCUACUUUAUAAACUCUUCCUUUGACAAGAACAUUUAUCUACGUUUUUAUAUGUCUGUUUGUAUUUAUCUCAGUUUAAAAAUUGAUUUGGCAUUUGGUGUUACUUGAAUACUUUGGACACAUUCAUUACAGUACUAUAUGGUGCUUACUCCCACUUAUUAAAUAGAAAACAUACUGUUAGAGGCAAAGGAUUUUUUCACUACAAUGAAAAAGUGUCAUCUCUUUGAAAUGCAGUUCAGUGGUACUUGCGUAUCCAGAUGCUUUUUUUUUUCCGAAACAAGUUUCUUCCUACAAAACAGCACUUUACAAUGUAGACUAAGCUAAGAAUGGUGUGGUAUUUGUGUGGAUCCUUGUGCAAUAUAGCUGUUUGGUGACUACUGUGUGAUCUGCAAAGCUCCAUGCAGGUGUGAAUCGUGUAGACCCUUUUUCUUAAAUAUCUAAAGCUUUAACAAGAAGGCCUCGUUUAAAAAUAUUCUGAAAUGUAAAUGUGAUGUCACUUUUUUUUUUAAUAAAAGCUGAAAAUCCA
This is a messenger RNA of Dromaius novaehollandiae (emu), 5848 nucleotides long. RefSeq names its product E3 ubiquitin-protein ligase TRIM36. The record is from RefSeq and is a predicted model, not a curated record. Gene Ontology annotation, cellular component: acrosomal vesicle. Gene Ontology annotation, biological process: acrosome reaction; spindle organization. Lineage: Eukaryota; Metazoa; Chordata; Aves; Casuariiformes; Dromaiidae. Bases 193 to 2367 code for a protein of 724 amino acids. The transcript has 10 exons. Gene Ontology annotation, molecular function: ubiquitin-protein transferase activity; zinc ion binding; protein binding.